This is a messenger RNA of Cyprinodon tularosa, 3406 nucleotides long. RefSeq names its product casein kinase 2, beta polypeptide (gene csnk2b). The transcript is spliced from 7 exons. The coding region runs from base 165 to 812 and encodes 215 amino acids. The record is from RefSeq and is a predicted model, not a curated record. Gene Ontology annotation, molecular function: protein kinase regulator activity. Gene Ontology annotation, cellular component: cytoplasm; protein kinase CK2 complex. Lineage: Eukaryota; Metazoa; Chordata; Actinopteri; Cyprinodontiformes; Cyprinodontidae.
GCGGCAGCAUCGAGCAAGCAGACUCCGUAGGUAGGGAGAGGAAGAUCCUGCAGGGUGAACCGGGAGGGGGUGUCCAUUUUAUUUACAGUUGGAAAUAGCUUUGCCACUAACAAUCGUUUUUUCUUUACCUUUAAAAGUUAUAUAAAACUUUCAGGUCUUUAGAGAUGAGCAGUUCAGAGGAAGUGUCGUGGAUUUCCUGGUUCUGUGGACUGAGAGGGAAUGAAUUUUUUUGUGAGGUGGAUGAGGACUACAUCCAGGACAAGUUCAACCUGACAGGACUUAACGAGCAGGUUCCUCAUUACCGCCAGGCUCUGGACAUGAUCUUGGAUCUCGAACCAGAUGAAGAGCUGGAGGAUAAUCCCAACCAGAGCGACCUGAUUGAGCAGGCAGCUGAGAUGCUUUACGGGCUCAUCCACGCACGUUACAUCCUCACCAACCGAGGAAUCGCGCAGAUGCUGGAAAAGUACCAGCAGGGAGACUUUGGAUAUUGCCCACGAGUAUAUUGUGAGAAUCAGCCCAUGCUUCCUAUUGGCCUGUCAGACAUCCCUGGAGAGGCCAUGGUGAAGCUCUACUGCCCUAAAUGCAUGGAUGUUUACACACCCAAGUCCUCCAGACACCACCACACAGAUGGAGCCUAUUUUGGCACCGGGUUCCCCCACAUGCUUUUUAUGGUUCACCCUGAGUACAGGCCCAAACGGCCUGCCAACCAGUUUGUCCCACGUCUCUAUGGCUUCAAGAUCCAUCCCAUGGCUUACCAGCUACAGCUGCAGGCCGCCUCCAGCUUCAAGAGCCCUGUCAAGGCUAUUCGCUAGGAGCCUUGGAGCAGGAAGAACAAGGAGGAAUGUGGAGAAAAAAACGUCAGGAACGAAUCACAUGGAGAGGGGUCACCUGUAUAUCCACAGGUGCCCCCUCCCCAUCAUGAAGACUGUAUUGUUUUUGAUUUAGAUUAGCCCAUAAGGGGGAGAAAAAAGUUAAAGAUUUAAGUAAAAGCAAGAGAGAAAAAUAAAACACACCGAGCCAUGAUUAUUGUGAGAAACAUACACACAUGUAGGGCAACAGACUUUAGGUUGACUGUACCAAACUCAUCCGUGCCAAAAACAGAAGGUUGGAGGAAGCUUAAAGCAGAGGGGCUGCUCUGCAUCACAGGUUGAUUCUUUGUUUUAUGGAGAGAAGGUUUAAAACGUGUGAGCCAGCGGACAGCCCCGGCUCGGUGCUGCUUCUGUAAACCCUUUGUCUUUGGUAAGCCUCCUCUCCCCUUUGAGCUCAGGCUGACGCUCGGAAACACAGUUUGGAUGCUGCUAGCAGGUGGUUUUUUCUUCAUCACUCAUUUAAACAGAUACGAACCAACAGAUUUCUGGGGCGGUUUUGUGGAACUUUUGUGUUAAAUCUGCCUUAAGGUACAAGAAAAAAAGGAUUGAUUUAGGAAACAAGACAAAUCUGACUUUGGAAUCGUCAAACAAUUGUAAUCAAUGAUCCUGUUUAAGUUUCUCCCAUUGUCUGUGCAUGCGUGAAAGCAGCCCUCUCCACUCUUAUUAAUAAAAUACCCCCUCCACCCCCAGCAGCAGAAGUGUACGGUCCGAUUCCCGCUCCUCAGAAAUAGUUUGUCUGCAGUUAAGUCUGGCUCAUAUCAGCUGCCUGUUGAAUCUAACUGCUGAUCCUGUUGCAAAGAUGGGUAGAUCUUUGCAACAGGACUAACAGUUAUGGGUUCAGUCUAUUUAGAAACAGAAAAAGUAGAAAGGGUUUCUUGGACUUGCUGUCUUCAUCUAUGAUAUAUCUAUAUUUUUUGUAUUGUUACCAUGAACUAGAUAUAGAUAUGACCUUUUGCAUUUCAAAAUGUAUAAAUAUCCUGUUUUUGGCAGAAAUGCAUAAAUACCAGCUGGACAUUCAGCUGUUAUUUUCCGCCUCUAACGGAGACAGGACCCAAACGUACCUCUGUAACAGUCUGGUUGUUGUCUGUUACACUCAGUAUUCAUUUUAUAGUGAAUCUUUUGCUCCCUGUCCCAUUUUCUGACAGCAAGAAAUGGUUCGCCCAGUCAUACAGUACAGCAUUCAGUUCUGUCAUGUUGUAAGUCUGGAUAUUUUUGGGGGAAAAUAUUAUCUAGUCCAUGAUCUACCAGGGCAAAAACACAAUUUCUAUUUGUUGUUUGUUUAUUUUUAUAUUUGGAUACAUUCCACCAAAUCUACUAGUUGAAGUUUGGCUGUCUUAAGGUUCUGAGGGCAAAACUUGGCCAAGUUUUGUAGUUUUCCUUCAGUUUGUUUCUUCUAAUAGCGGAUCUCCCAUCAGGGUUUUCAAGCAGAUGUUUUUGAGGUUCAAUCAGACGCCAAACUACUUGAGUAAAGUUUUACGAACAAUGUCAAAGCUUGUUUAAUAAGUUGUUUCUGCCAUAGGAUACGCUAGUCUAGGUUUCACAAAUCAUAGUACACCUUGAGUUAAAGGGCAGCGGAUCUAUGAAAACAGGUCCUUCUACCUACUGUCGAGUUUGGUGUUUAUUUGGGCAAAGACAGACAAUAAAAGGCCACUAGUUAAGUGUUUUGUGCUUAUUUAUAUCAAAGAUAGAAAGAAACGCUGAACAAAAUGUUCCUUAGUUUAAUAAAAAAUUCUACAGCUUCUGUAUUUUAUGGAAAAUAUCUGAAGAUGUAAUGAGUUUUGAAACUUCUGCUUCAAGCUCACAGUAACAACAGAUUUGUGUGGUUUGAAGAGGAUUUUGGGUUGGGGCGUACUCCUUCAAAUCAGUUUAUCCCUAAACCAGCUCUCCUAGCAUGUAUGAGUUAAUUCCAGGUAGUGUUAAAUCCCUUCUAAUUAUUGCCCAAAUCUUACUAAGAAUUCAUUUGUAUUAAUUGAUAUUGCAAAAUGUUUCACUGUUGGUUGGAGUUCUGAUCUGUUUGAAGUUAUUAAACUGUCAUCUAAGAUUAUACUUAAUAAGAACCUGUGACGUGCCACAUUACCUAAACAAAACCAAAAUAAGGUUUCAGAUCUCUUGUUGAAGAAAUGUUGUCUUGGACUAAAGUUUUGAUUUUUUUUAUCUCACAUAUCCAGAUCUAAUGACAAUAGGUUGCCUCAUGAGCAAUAAGAAGCAAAACGUUAAACUAUUUCUGAGGAGUUUGACCAUCGGAAUCGUUCCGUUCGUUCAUCUGCUGCGCUGAUCCGACCUAAGUCUGUCCUUUAUCUUUAUGUUCUUUGUCAAAGAGGGACUCUCCAAUGACAGGAUUUGUGUUUAGUCCAUUUUCCCCGCAAGGCAGCAGGCCGUCUCCUUUUUUUGUGUGUGUGACUGCACCAGAUUUUCAUUUCAGAGGCUUCAUGACAGAAACUGUAUUUAUGUGUCUUGGUUUUAACUCAUGUUUGUGCGACUGUGGAAAGGUGAGCAGGUUUCGGAAAGUCAAUAAACUUCUAUUUUCUUUUCAUGCA